Dentiscutata erythropus is the source of this 477-nucleotide messenger RNA. The record is from the annotation of a GenBank genome assembly. NCBI's taxonomy places the organism in Eukaryota, Fungi, Glomeromycota, Glomeromycetes, Diversisporales, Gigasporaceae.
AUGAUAGAUUUGUGUUGUAAAAAGAUGACUACUGAUGAGAAAAAUAAGAAAAAUAAAAUUGAUGUAACAAAAACACCAAAAAAUUUAAUGAGAAUUGAGUUGAUUAUCGUAAAAAAUAAAAUAAUUAAGAUAUUUAUUUUACUGCAAGCUUUUUAUAGAGAAAUAAAUGCAGAUAAUGAUAACGAAGCAGAUAAUAAAUCUAUGGAUAAAGAUCUGAUAAAUAUGGAAGAACUAAAGGACAUAUAUAAUAAUAUAGAUGAGCUAAAAGGCAUAUACAAUGAUAUAGAUGAGCUAAAGGACAUAGAGGAGCUAAAAAUCAAAUACGUUAAAAUGAUUAAAAAAUUAAAAUCUGAAAAUGAAAAGCUAGCUAAAUAUAUAGAUAAUGAAAUAGCUGAAUAUAUAAGGAAUAAAAUGAAAAGUUUGAAACAAACAAGUGAAGAUGACGAAGAAAAUGUGUCUAUAAAAAUAGAUGAGUAA